Messenger RNA from Trachemys scripta elegans, 3204 nucleotides. It is a transcript of the gene THEM6, whose product is annotated as thioesterase superfamily member 6. The transcript is spliced from 2 exons. Lineage: Eukaryota; Metazoa; Chordata; Testudines; Emydidae. The record is from RefSeq and is a predicted model, not a curated record. Bases 628 to 1296 code for a protein of 222 amino acids.
GGGGGUUUUCUUUUUGCGGGGACACUUCUGAGUUUCCCAGCAAAAUGUCAUUGGCAAGUGUAGACGCUCCCGGGGUUUUUGCGGCAAAACGGGACUUUUUCUACUUUAAAUGGCAAGUGUAGACAUGCCUGAAGGCUCUGACUCAUGUCCCCAGACGGGGUCGGCUCUAGCCCGCACGCUGCCUCUGGAGAUCCAAGGAGAGGGGAGCGGCUCCUGCAGAACCCGCAGGCACCUCCGCUUCUGAGCGAGGCGGGGAGAGGACCGGGGAGGGAGCCGGCGUGGCGAUAAGGGGGGUAGGGCGGGUGCCAAGGCUGCACCCACCGGGGCAGGGGGCUACACGGAGCCCAGCCUUGCAGUGCGCUCGCCAGGGAGGGGAGAACAUUCACAGGGCGGGUGCUAUUCCUCGCGCACUGAGGCGCUGGGGCGGCCUGCCGCAGACAGGAGGAAGGGACGGGUGGGGAGAGAUGCCUGCUCCAGUGCGGGCCCACAGUGCUCCCGGGUCCCGGGCCAAGGGGCGGUGCUCGGCGGCGGACUGAAGGGGCCCUUGCAGCAGGAAGGGGAGGAAGCAGCCGGAACAAAGGGCGGGGGCGGGCAGCCGCUCGGUCCCUCCCCUUCCCGGCCGCAUGGAUGCUGCCGGGAUGCGGUAGGCUGCGGCGCCCGGGCAUCCCCCCUGCCGCGAUGCUGCUGCUGCUGCUGGGCGCGGGGGCCGCGCUGUUCUGCCUGCUGGACGCCUGGUACCUGCUGCGCCUGCCCCUGGCCGUGCUGCACGCCCGGUGGCUGCAGCCCCGGCAGCGGGACGUGCUGCGGGAGCAGAGCUGGCCGGGCCUGGUGCUGCCCUCGGACCUGGACUGCCUGCUGCACAUGAACAACGCCCGCUACCUGCGCGAGGCCGACCUGGCGCGCUGCGCCCACCUGGCGCGCUGCGGGAUCUUCGACGCGCUGCGCGCCCUGGGGGGCAGCCUGGUGCUGGCCGCCUCGUGCGCCCGCCACCGCCGCCCGCUGCGCCUCUUCGAGCGCUUCGCCGUGCGCACCCGCCUGCUGGGCUGGGACGCCCGCGCCUUCUACCUGGAGCAGCGGUUCGUGAGCCCCCGCCACGGCUUCGUCUGCGCCCUGCUGCUCUGCCGCCUGCACGUGGUGGGCAGCAGCCCGGGGCGCCUGGUGCAGCACCUGUGCCGGAGACAGGUGGACUCCCCAGAACUUCCAGAGGAGGUGCAGCAUUGGAUCAGCUACAACGAAGCCAGCAGCCAGAAGCUAAGAGCUGAAAGCGGCCUGGGAAUCAAUACCAAGGAUGAGUAACCAGACGUUGUUUUCCCCCGCCUGUCUUUCUCCAGACUGCAAUAGACCUGUGCUCCAAACAGACCCAAGUGCUGUAUUCUCAUCAGCUUUCCUGCUCAUGCCGCUGCGGAUAAGAGACUGAUCCAGAUUGCCAUUAGCUUGCUAGACAAAAAAGCCAAACAGCUGGCUAGGAAAGGACCCCCAGAAACCUCAUUAAAUUGGUUAAAGCCCUCUCUGAUCUCACUGGUACACUGAGCUCUGUGGUGGCCUGGUAGCACCUAGAGCCCCAGCACAAUGGGGAGUGGCACCUUUUGGUCUUUAGAAGGGAGUUUGCUUUCACUAAAAAAAAUUAUUUCCAGAGACUGGUAACAUCAGGAAAACAAAACUUUGGUGCAGUCCAACCUGCAGGGGAUCUGGGGCAUCAGCACAUCUAACAUCCUCCUCCCCCGCAGGAAUUGGAAACAUCCAUCCCCACUAGCUGAUGUGUUGAUGCCUCCACUGUACCCACAAUCCUUUGCAGUAGCCCUGCCUCCACACGCCUUCAGUCAUUAACACUAGCACUAUUUAAAAAACCCUGACCCCAGCCGCAUUCAUUUAUUAACAACCCUAUCCUAGGAUUUGUCUGGAGGGAAAUACAUCAGUGCCGUGGCAGGGAGGCUAACCUGGUGUUUGCUAGUAAAUAAGGCUUCACCACAGACGUACGUUGUCUCCAUUUUUAGACAGAAUUAAUGUGAUCACCGGGGUUAUUCCGAGUGUAUUUGGGAGAAGUGGGUUAGGACCAGAAGCCUCCUGCGUUCCCAUCAUGGCUGUACCACUGAAUUACUGUGUGACCAAUCUCUCUGUGUCCUGGAUUACUCAGCUGUGAAAGGGAGAUGCUACCUACCUACCUCCCAGGGGUGGGUGUGAGAACUACUGUAAUUCACUGAUGUUUCUAAAGUGCUUUGAAGAGGAAAAGCACAGCGCAUGUGCUAAAAUAUCCCCUGGCCCUGCUUUUCUUAUCUCUGUAGCUGCAAAUGGGUUUUGCGUUGUCUUGAAAUCCUGACCUACGCAAAGUCCUGGGAGUGCUGGUUCAAGGCAUUAGCUAAGAGCUUUCCUAAUGCCUUCUAAAAGGUAGUAGUGUAGACAAAGCUGUGUAUAUGGCGCAUGGUAAUAUCUACACUAGACUAUUAGAACGUGUCAUGUCUUAGCUAACAACAAACCUUGAAAUCCUAGUCGAGACGAAACCUUUGAGUAUCUGCACUUGGGAAAACCGGGACUGUAACACUCCACUGGUAGUGUAGUUGUAAACAGGAUUCAGAGCAGGGGUAGAGGACGCAGCGGUAAAUACAUUGUAGCACUGAAUGGGCUCCAAUCUCCCUUUAUUGGUACACACCCUUGGAGCGGCAGGAAAAACACAAUGAUCCCAACGUAGACAUGACCCAGGUGUUGCAACCUGCUUUAGAGCAGGACUCAGGGAAUUCAGGUCCCCUUUGCCCAUGUAACCAAACAGGGCAAUUUUCUUUCUGAGUGUUGGAUAUUUGAUUGUAUUUAUAUUUGGAACAGUUCUCGUUAUGUACUCGUUAUGUACUUCGUAAAUGGAAGAUUGCUGUAUAUUAUGUGAAUAUUUUCCUCUAAUGAGCACUUUCCACCAGGACUGUAUUGAGGGAACAUGUUUUGAAGUGUGGCGUGCAUGUGUUCUGUACUCUAAAUACCAGCUCCUCCUGCGGUGGUCUGAACCCAGACAGUGAGAUAGCUGUGAAUUGCCUCUGAAUGUAUAUUUAUUGCCUCUUCUAAUGGUUUUCUUGACUUGCAACUCCUACUUACUGGAACUGCUUAGCCACAAUAUCUUAACAUUUACUUGAAGACAUCAAAGGAUUCUAAAUGAGAUGAAAUCCUGAGAGAAACUUUGUUUUUUAAAGGAAUAAAUGGAUCCAUUUGCACUGCAAUCUA